Messenger RNA from Drosophila nasuta, 1056 nucleotides. RefSeq names its product thioredoxin domain-containing protein bug (gene bug). Bases 50 to 1000 code for a protein of 316 amino acids. Gene Ontology annotation, biological process: cilium assembly. The transcript has 2 exons. Lineage: Eukaryota; Metazoa; Arthropoda; Insecta; Diptera; Drosophilidae. The record is from RefSeq and is a predicted model, not a curated record. Gene Ontology annotation, cellular component: cilium.
UUCACUGCUACCCAAAUACAGUCACACUGAAGUCUAUCAAAACAAAAAAAUGCAUGGAAAUGCAAAAUUAUUUAUAUUCUUAAUAUUUGGACUUUGCGCCACAUUGGCCAGCGCAGAGCUGUCCGGCUUGUUUAACGCUCUACAAUAUCUGGGGCUCAAAAUACACUCAAAUGGCACAGGAUCGUCAGCUGCUCCCAGUGCAGCUCAAGGUCAAGGGUUGCGCGGUGGAUGUCGUUACUCAUUUGACUCGUACGCUUUGAUGAGUGAGCGCCAUACCUGUGCGCCCGGUGACGAGCACAUUUUGCAUCUGACAGAGCUGCCACAACAGCGCAAACCUCCCUUGUUGAUAAGAUGCCUGCAACAGGAAUUAACUCCACAGUUGCAUAACAUCACUGGGCUUCCAUUGGAGAAAUUGCUGAUCAUGAAAUCGGCCAAGGACAUUGUCAAUCUGCUGAAACCCAUUGGUAAUGCGACCAAGCGGCACGAAUACGGCAGCUGUGUUGUCGUCCACUUCUGCACACGCACCAGCCUGGAGUGCGCUCGUGUGGCACCCGCCGUCAAUCUCUUGCCUCAUUUGUUUCCCACGCUGAAGGUGGCCUACAUCGAUGCCUUUCAGUUUACUCGUUUCAAUGCAGAGUUCGGCAUUGUUUCGCUGCCCACUUUGAUGAUCUUCCAUCAAGGGCGACCGUUGAUCAAAUACGAUCCGCCAUGGCAGGAUCCGGGCAACAUAAGCUAUGCCAAGUUCAUAAUGCGUCACACCAACAUCAAAUACGUGAAUCCCAGGAGCAUAGUGCCCGCGUUACUGCAGUACACCCAAUACGGUCCACUGAUCAAUGUGCCCGAUCGGCAGACCGAUUUCUAUGUGGGACUCUCAUGGCUCUUCAUUCUGAUCUGUCUGGGAAACUAUAUGCGACGCACUUUGCUGUGGAAGCAGCUGGUGGAAAUGGUGCAGCGCAAUUGGCGUGAAUCGGAGGAGACGCAAAUGGAGAUGGUUGAUUAGCGCAAAUGAUAAUUAAAUAAAUUAGAUUAUAUAUAUUAAACUACGAUUAAAAUUUA